Messenger RNA from Lotus japonicus, 3653 nucleotides. RefSeq names its product pentatricopeptide repeat-containing protein At5g64320, mitochondrial. The record is from RefSeq and is a predicted model, not a curated record. Gene Ontology annotation, molecular function: protein binding. NCBI's taxonomy places the organism in Eukaryota, Viridiplantae, Streptophyta, Magnoliopsida, Fabales, Fabaceae. The transcript is spliced from 7 exons. The coding region runs from base 323 to 2464 and encodes 713 amino acids.
GAAUUGAUUUUGAUUGAAAACCAAACACACUCUAACUAGAGUAACAAGGAUGAGCGAGCCACUCUGUGUUUCUUCAUGUUUUGUCUUCGAGAGUUAAGACAGACAACUAACUACUCCGAUUGAAGCAAGUGCCGGUUUAGGGUUUAACACACUGCACCGCCACCGCCACCGCCACCACUACCACCGCCACCACCAGACUCUCUCCUCUCUCCUUCACACGGCAGCGCCGGCGAAUCACGCUCUCUUGCUGCCAACACUGUUUGUCCUGCGGCAUCUCUUUCCUGUCGAUCAUCACCAUUCACAACUUGAAUCUCUUGUCCUGAUGUUGAAACCAUUCAAAUCCUCAAUCCAUGUGAGUAGAACUAUGCUACUUCGCUUCAAAAUCCCAUCAUUUCAACUAUGCUCAACUGCAUUUGGAAGAAAAAACAUCAAUGUUAACAAUGACACUGAGAGUGACACAGAGUGGGAGAGGUUACUCAAACCUUUUGACCUCAAACAGCUUCAAAGGUCACUCUCCCCAAUUAGCCCAUUUCAGCUUUGUAAGCUGCUGAAGCUCCCUCUUGACAUUCCAACAUCAAUGGAGUUUUUUCAAAGGGCUGGUGCCCAAAUGGGAUAUUCUCACACUUUUGAUGUGUACUCAAUUUUAAUUGAUAAGCUUGGUGCUGUUGGGGAGUUCAAAGUUAUAGAAAGUUUGUUGAAGCAAAUGAAAGAGGAAGGGAUUGUGUUUCAUGAAUCAUUGUUUCUUUUGAUCAUGAAGCAUUAUGGGAAGGCUGGUUUGCCUGGCCAAGCUCCUAGGCUUUUGUUGGAUAUGAGGAGUGUUUAUUCGUGUGAGCCGACGUUUAAGUCGUACAAUGUUGUGUUGGAAAUUCUGGUUGCUGGAGGUUGUCCUAAGUAUGCUCCUAAUGUUUUCUAUGACAUGUUGAGUAGAGGUGUUUCUCCAACUGUGUUUACAUUUGGGGUGGUCAUGAAGGCGUUGUGCAUGGUUAAUGAGGUUGAUUCGGCUUGCUCGCUUCUGAGGGACAUGACGAAACAUGGGUGUGUUCCGAAUUCGGUCAUUUACCAAACCCUGAUUCAUGCUCUCUCUGUAAACAACAGAGUGAGUGAAGCAGUGAAACUGUUGGAGGAAAUGUUUCUGAUGCGUUGUGAACCUGAUGUUGAGACCUUCAAUGAUGUUAUCCAUGGCCUAUGCAGGGCCGGUCGGAUGCAGGAGGCGGUUAAGGUGCUUAAUCGAAUGCUUCGUGGAGGUUUCAAGGGUGACGCUUUAACUUACGGAUUUUUAAUGCAUGGCUUGUGCAGAAUGGGUAAAGUUGAUGAAGCAACGGACUUGCUAAACCAAAUACCCAAUCUGAACACUACACUUUAUAAUACACUGAUUAAUGGUUAUGUCUCUAGUGGGCGGUUUGAAGAAGCAAAAGAUCUUUUAUAUAAUAGCAUGAUAGUUGCUGGAUAUGAGCCUGAUGCCUUCACAUUUAACAUAAUGAUCGAUGGACUUUGCAAGAAGGGGAAUUUGGCCUCUGCUCUUGAAUUCCUAAAUGAGAUAAUAAUGAAAGGUUUUGAUCCCAAUGUGAUCACAUACACCAUUUUGAUAAAUGGUUUCUGCAAGCAAGGCAGGUUAGAGGAAGCUACGGAGGUUGUGAAUAGCAUGUCAGCCAAGGGUCUCAGUUUGAAUACAGUGGGUUACAAUUGCUUGAUUAGUGCGCUGUGCAAAAGUGGGAAGAUUCAAGAUGCUAGACAAAUGUAUCGUGAAAUGCCAAACAAAGGAUGUAAACCUGACAUUUAUACAUUUAAUUCUUUAAUAGAUGGACUAUGCAAGAAUAAUAAGAUCGAAGAAGCCUUGGAAUUGUAUCAUGAUAUGUUCUUGGAGGGUGUUAUUGCCAACACUGUAACAUAUAACACAUUGAUCCAUGCAUUUAUUGGGAGAGAUUUAAUUCAAGAAGCAUUUAAGCUUGUUGAUGAAAUGUCAUUUAGAGGGUGUCCUCUUGACAAAAUUACGUAUAACGGCCUUAUAAAAGCGCUCUGCAAAACUGGGGCCGUAGAAAAAGGAUUGGGGUUGUUUGAAGAAAUGCUCGGGAAAGGGGUUAUCCCGCAUAUCAGCUCUUGCAAUAUGCUGAUCAAUACCUUCUGUAGGAUUGGAAAAGUAAAUGAUGCUCUUCAAUUUCUUCGUGAUAUGAUUCGUGGUGGUCUUACACCAGAUAUAGUCACUUAUAACUGCCUGAUAAAUGGUCUUUGCAAGAUGGGUCGUGUUCAGGAUGCUUUAAACCUUUUUAGCAGGUUACCAGCUGAAGGACUUCAUCCUGAUGCUUUCACAUAUAACACACUAAUCAGUAGUCACUGCUAUGAGGGUUUGUUUAAUGAGGCAUGUCUGCUUUUAUAUAAAGGUGUGGAUAGCGGGUUCAUACCUAAUGAAAUCACUUGGUCAAUAUUGUUAAAUUAUUUUCAAAAAGAAAAUGUCAAGCGAAGUUAGUCUUUCUUCUAUGGUUGAUAUGGAGUCAAACUGAUCUGUUACAUCAUUCGAACAGCGCUAGCUACCACAGGAAUGAAAAGAAUCAAUUACUCUUGAACAUUCGACGAGUAAAUCGUCCGUAGACUAUUAUGCCAUCAUCGGUUCUGUCAAGUGAUAGCAUAUACAUUGGCCUUCUUGCUGCUGCAGCUCAUGCAGCUGCGACAAAUAGUCCGUUUACCAUAUUCUCUAAUCCUAGGGCAAGCCCAUCGGAAUUUGUCACCUCUUUGGCCAAGUCCGUUAAAGCCGUGUAUCAUUCAUGACUUUCUGUUGGCAUGCGAUUUAGGAUGCUCUUUGAAACAGAAGAAUCAAGUGUCCGGCUGUUGGUAUAGUUACCUUAAAUAUCCUCCCCCCUCCCAAUCACUAUAUCAGUCCCUAACCCUUCUCAAAGAAGAAAAAUUAGCUCAGGGAAGCUUUAUUUGACUUAGGAAGAUACAUGGGGUGCUAUAACCGGUAUUAGUGAGUUAGAUUCGGUCCGCUGGCCAAACUCACACUGCCGUUCUGUGAAGGUUGGCUUGGAUGAGUCCACUGCAAGGGAGAGGCAGCCGAGAGUUUCCUUGUGGGAGAUUGAACCUUUGACAACAUUACCAAUGUAUCCAUCUCCAUUCUCCUUGAGGUUGAGGCGCCCUUGGCCUUCUGGACCUUCUUUAUAUGGUCUCAAGGAUGGUGACAUGAGUAUUGGUGGUUCUCGAUUCUUGUGGCUCCAAGGGAGUUUGUGAACAGUGUCAUUCUCAUACAUCAGGAUACUAUCUCCACUAGAAGUGCAAGAAAUGCGCAGAAGUGUUGCUACUUCUACUUCUUCUCCAAGUCACAAACUUUCUAAUGACGGCAACUCUUGCGAUAAUUAUGUGAGUCCACAAGAGUUUGACGGCAACUUUCUAAUGGCAUGGCACCAAUGGGUUCUUUUCAUUACUAGGAAGUAGGAAUUUCUGCUUCUAAGUAGUUUUAGUUGGAAAAUUGUGGUGGCAGAAUCUUUUACAUUUAUGUAUGGAUUGGUCCAACAUUCUUGUACACAUAAUCACAUAUUAAUGGUUUGACAUGUACUGAUUCUGCAAAGUCUAAAUAGAUCAACAGCAAAUGACUUUAAACUAUAAGUAGGCCACUUUGUUUUUGUAAUGCUUUGUUGCUUAUAGCAGUUAUUAAUUAUUGUCUA